This is a messenger RNA of Didymosphaeria variabile, 225 nucleotides long. RefSeq lists its product as uncharacterized. Lineage: Eukaryota; Fungi; Ascomycota; Dothideomycetes; Pleosporales; Didymosphaeriaceae. The record is from RefSeq and is a predicted model, not a curated record. The transcript has a single exon. The coding region runs from base 1 to 225 and encodes 74 amino acids.
AUGAGUACCCCUUCUGUCGGAGCCACGGAAACGACCCUCGUACCGGAGCAGACGGAGCGUCCGUCAUCGUCUUCGCAGGACACUCACGAAAAGGGCAAAUCGGACAGCAAGAAGGUUAACAAUGAACUGGAGCAAUUGACGAAGAAGCAAAAGGCGAGACGCUUCACCCACAAUAUACUGGACGCCAUUGUAAAGGCGGGUACUGGCGGCGGCAUGGGAACGUGA